UUCAUAGACAUGCUUGUGGUUGUGGCUAUCAUGAGUCCCUUCCUUAAUAAACGUUGAUGUAGGUCCAAAAGCUAUUCAAUAACCAACAAAACGAUCACACACCAAGAAACUCUUCACUCUCUAAUUCUCAUUUCUCACCAUACAAUUGUUCAAUCUUCCUUUCUUUUUUAUCUUUUCUAGAUUUUCUUUUACAUCAAUUAUCUAUCCAUCUAUCUAUCUACCUUUCAUGCUCUUUCACCACUCCUUUCAAAAAAUCAAUUCCUCUUUCUCUCUCUAUUUCUCUCAACACUCAAGAAGUGAGACACAGAGGAGAGAGUCUUCUUCUCUGUUUUGUCUCCCUGUCUAUAUAAUUCACACAUUGUGUGGAACAGACACAAACACAAUUUGUGUUCUUUUGAUCUUCUUCCUCUUUUGAAAGCUUUGUUUCAGAUAUCAAUGGCGGGGACUGGAAUUUUCACUGAGAUCCUUGACGGAGAAGUCUACAAAUACUACUCUGAUGGAGAGUGGAAAACUUCUUCCUCCGGUAAGAGUGUCGCCAUCGUUAACCCGACCACAAGGAAGACACAGUACAAGGUUCAAGCAUGCACACAAGAAGAAGUGAACAAGGUGAUGGAGAUGGCUAAAUCGGCUCAGAAAUCGUGGGCAAAGACUCCUCUUUGGAAAAGAGCUGAGCUUCUUCACAAGGCUGCUGCGAUCCUCAAGGAGAACAAAGCUCCCAUUGCUGAGUCUCUUGUCAAAGAAAUCGCUAAACCCGCCAAAGAUUCUGUUACUGAGGUUGUGAGGUCUGGAGAUUUGAUCUCUUAUUGUGCUGAAGAAGGUGUUAGAAUCUUAGGUGAAGGGAAGUUUCUGCUCUCUGAUAGCUUCCCUGGUAAUGAACGUACUAAGUACUGUCUCACUUCCAAGAUUCCACUCGGUGUGGUUUUAGCUAUUCCUCCAUUCAAUUAUCCAGUCAAUCUCGCUGUAUCGAAGAUCGCUCCUGCUUUGAUCGCAGGAAACUCCCUUGUCCUCAAGCCUCCAACUCAAGGAGCCGUUUCUUGCCUUCAUAUGGUGCAUUGCUUUCACUUAGCCGGUUUCCCAAAAGGUCUUAUCAGCUGCAUCACCGGAAAAGGCUCUGAGAUCGGAGAUUUCCUCACUAUGCACCCUGCUGUUAACUGCAUUAGUUUCACUGGCGGUGAUACCGGAAUCUCAAUCUCCAAGAAAGCUGGUAUGAUUCCUCUUCAAAUGGAACUUGGAGGAAAAGAUGCAUGCAUUGUCUUGGAGGAUGCUGAUCUUGAUUUAGUCGCUUCUAACAUCAUCAAAGGAGGAUUCUCCUACAGUGGGCAGAGAUGUACUGCGGUUAAGGUGGUCCUAGUGAUGGAAUCAGUGGCGGAUGAGCUUGUUGAGAAAGUGAAAGCUAAAGUGGCAAAACUCACGGUUGGACCGCCGGAGGAGAACUGCGAUAUCACGGCAGUGGUGUCGGAAUCUUCAGCUAAUUUCAUUGAAGGAUUGGUGAUGGAUGCUAAGGAGAAAGGAGCAACGUUUUGCCAAGAGUACAAAAGAGAUGGUAACUUGAUUUGGCCGUUGCUUUUGGACAAUGUUAGACCGGACAUGAGGAUCGCUUGGGAGGAACCGUUUGGUCCGGUCUUGCCCGUCUUGAGGAUCAAUUCUGUUGAAGAAGGCAUUAAUCAUUGCAAUGCUAGUAACUUUGGCCUCCAGGGAUGUGUGUUCACUAAGGACAUUAACAAGGCAAUGCUGAUCAGUGAUGCAAUGGAGACUGGAACCGUUCAGAUCAACUCUGCGCCAGCUCGUGGACCGGACCACUUCCCUUUCCAGGGACUUAAGGACAGUGGAAUAGGGUCACAAGGUGUGACAAAUAGCAUCAAUUUGAUGACCAAAGUGAAGACCACUGUCAUUAACUUGCCUACACCUUCUUACUCUAUGGGUUAGUUUCCAUUUUCUGUUCUGCAUCUUAGAAUCAAAUCAUUCGACUCUGGUUUGUAUCGGAUUGAAUCAAAAACUAUGAAUAAAAAGGAGUGAUUAGCGUAACAAUUAUGGUUUGUAAUCUGUGUGUAAUCAAUAAAAGGAUAUUCUGUUGAUUAGUAGUAAUAAUAUAUAAAUGUCAUGCAAAAAAAUCUGAAAGUUGUGUGACUGUGUUGUGUUGAUUGUGUUGUGUUAUAUAAUAACAGGAGACGGUUUCAUCUCACGAUUGUGAUUGAAGCACAAGCAUCCUUUUGAUGAUGAGUCUUUGGACUUUAUCAUUUGUUUUUUUCUUUUUCGUCUUGAAAUAAUCAUUUGACAUUAAAUCUCAUCGAUUUCUCCGAUGGAAUAUUUCGAAAAAAUAGGAAUGAAAAUGAUGUCGAAUUUAUUACAAAAAAUAUAUUCGUUCAACUUCAGAUGGUGUCGAAAGUACAAAUUUUCAAAUGAAUACUUUUUUUAUGUACUGCGGUAAAUAA
Thlaspi arvense is the source of this 2432-nucleotide messenger RNA. The record is from the annotation of a GenBank genome assembly. NCBI's taxonomy places the organism in Eukaryota, Viridiplantae, Streptophyta, Magnoliopsida, Brassicales, Brassicaceae.